CGCUGUGGUCCUUGCGCUCGAUUUGGGGGGGGGGAGUAGAAACCUCGGCGUGUGACUCACUCGACUCCGAGAAUAACUUCCGGAUGGAGAGACGCUCGCUUCCGGGUUAUGCACUUCCUGGGAGGAAGACCCUAUGUUUUUUUUUUCUUUGGGAUGAGUGGUUCCUAACUCGUGAUGCAUCCGAACUUGUCACCUCAUCUACAUACUGAAGAGUGUAACAUUAUCAUCCGUCAACUUCAAAAGUGCCACAAGGAGCAUUCUUUCUUGAAGUUUUUUGGCCAUUGCAAUGAUAUUGACAGAGCAAUGAGGAAAUGCCUAAAGAAAGAGUAUGAAGCCAACCGUGCCAAGAGCCACGAACAUGCAAAGGAGAUGCAGCGGAGAUUGAGGGAGGCUUGACCAGAAGGUUAGAACUGGCGAAGUGGCUAUUUGGACACCAUGAGGUCAAUGGAAAAAGCACCUUCUGUCUCCUGAAAACAUAUUUAAUUUGCAGUAAUAAAAACGCCUUGCAAGCGG
Molecule: messenger RNA, 513 nt
Organism: Crotalus tigris (Tiger rattlesnake)
Lineage: Eukaryota; Metazoa; Chordata; Lepidosauria; Squamata; Viperidae
Gene: CMC2
Product: C-X9-C motif containing 2
Exons: 4
Coding region: 175-396 (73 amino acids)
Cellular component (GO): mitochondrion
Source: RefSeq, a predicted model, not a curated record